Molecule: messenger RNA, 726 nt
Organism: Penicillium salamii
Lineage: Eukaryota; Fungi; Ascomycota; Eurotiomycetes; Eurotiales; Aspergillaceae
Source: the annotation of a GenBank genome assembly
AUGUCAAGUAAAUUUACCACUCGCUCUGACAAUUCCCCACGCACACCAGUCAUUAUCAUUGGAGCUAUAGCCGGCGGUCUCAUAUUACUUGCCAUGGCGGGAAGCUUGUUAUACCUCUUUUCGCGCAAGGAACGGGCCCGGCGACGCAAUGCCCAGGAGUUCUCCCCAGUCCAGCCGCCCCCGGCCUAUAAGGAGGAACUAGGGUCGCCAAGAAACCUCCAACCCCAGCCCCGGCCGCUCUCCUCUUUUGCUCCGGACUAUAGUCGCCAAGCCCAAUAUCACCAUCACCAUCACCAUCAACUGUCUCGAAACGAACAGCCCCCACCGUACCCCACAUUGCCCACGUACGAUCCAUCACAGUACCAACCCAUACGGCCAACUUCGAUGGUUGGCGACAUGCGUACUUAUUACCAACCCGGCCCCUCCUCCCGGUUAAGUGCAGUUCACUACAGUGAUGCGAGACUGUCCACCUAUCAUCCCGUGUCAUUAGCCGACCCAGGGCCUGUUAGGCCGGAUAAUGCAGGGAGUCGAGACACGCGGGACAUUCGAAAUAUUCAAAACGUUCGAGACAAUCGAGACAAUCAACACAGUCAUCACCAAGAUCGAGGGCGGGGCCGAGAGGGAGAGGGUCGUGAGAGGAGUCACUCGGAGCCAAUGCUUUCGGGCCAACCCGCCCCUAAACCGCCUAAACCCGUUUUGUCGCGGCUGAUCACCAAUUUCCGUUGA